AUGGCUUACCCAGCUCAUCGUAGAGUCUUGCCACCGACGGACGCUGCAUGGAGGCACGCAGCUCACACUGGGACUACUCCGCCUCCGCUUCUGGGUGCCGCGAGGUCGAGCCGUGGUCAAGCGGAUCCUACACCGAUGCGUGACGUGCGUACGCUGGCGAGCCAACACUCCGCGGCCUCUGAUGGGGGAUCUCCCGCCAGGUCGUGUUACUCCAGCGCGCCCCUUCCUGAGGACAGGGGUCGAUUACGCCGGUUCAUCUCCCGUCGAGGCCUGUGCGAGGAAAUGUACUCCGACUGCGGCACCAACUUCGUCGGAGCGGACAGGCAGCUGCGAGAGUUCUUCCGUGCGUCUUCCCCCGACGGCCGUCGCAUCGCGCAGGGAAUCACCAAGGAGGGCGUAUCCUGGCGCUUCAACCCUCCUGCCGCGCCGCACUUUGGAGGGCUAUGGGAGGCCGCGGUGAAAUCGACCAAGCAUCACCUGCGACGAGUGAUCGGAGAGUCUACUCUCACCUUCGAGGAGAUGAGCACUCUCCUAGCGCAAAUCGAGGCUUGCUUAAACUCUCGUCCAUUACAGGCCUUGUCGGAUGAUCCGGAUGACCUGUCUGCCUUGACUCCAGGUCACCUCCUCAUAGGCGCUCCGCUGUUGGCAAUUCCGGAACCUUCGCUGGCAGACCAUUCACCGAACACGCUGUCGCGAUGGCAGCUACUCCAGCGAAUGCGUGACCACUUCUGGCAGCGAUGGUCACAGGAGUACCUCCACGCCUUGGCACCUCGGUCGAAAUGGCUCAAGGCCGAGCCAGCACCAGAAGUCGGAGCACUGUGCCUCAUCCGCUCGGAGUCCACCUCGCCCACCCAUUGGCCCCUCGCGAGAAUUACCCGGUUACACCCCGGAAGCGACGGAACGGUCCGCGUCGUGACCGUCCGAACCUCCACCUCGGAAUUCGUCCGGCCGGUGGUGAAACUUGUCCUCCUGCCGGGGGUCAAGGAAGCUCAUGCGUCCGCGAACGAAUAG
Camponotus floridanus (Florida carpenter ant) is the source of this 1011-nucleotide messenger RNA. RefSeq lists its product as uncharacterized. Gene Ontology annotation, molecular function: nucleic acid binding. NCBI's taxonomy places the organism in Eukaryota, Metazoa, Arthropoda, Insecta, Hymenoptera, Formicidae. The transcript has 2 exons. The record is from RefSeq and is a predicted model, not a curated record. The coding region runs from base 1 to 1011 and encodes 336 amino acids.